This is a messenger RNA of Saccostrea cuccullata (small rock oyster), 412 nucleotides long. RefSeq lists its product as uncharacterized. Lineage: Eukaryota; Metazoa; Mollusca; Bivalvia; Ostreida; Ostreidae. The record is from RefSeq and is a predicted model, not a curated record. The transcript has 5 exons. Bases 35 to 319 code for a protein of 94 amino acids.
UUUUACUUUUAGCCUUCAAUUUUUAUUUCCGAGUAUGAGUAGAAAAAGCUUGAUUACUUCAAAAAGACCACCAAGUAAUGCAUUUAAAUCACCACUUCAGAAGACACAACAGAAGAGUAAAACAGAAGAACUAAACAAACCAUGUGAAGAUGAUGUACAGGAACUGGAGAAGAAAUUACAGGAAAUUAACGCUGAAAUAUGUGAAUUAGAAAAAAGCUCUGAAACAGCUAUGAUACCAGAGAGUAGCUUGCUACCUGUUCUAGAGGGUGUUAGAACCAAAGAUCUAUAUCCUCGCUACAACCUUCAACUGGAUGACUGAAAGGGACUAAUAAAAUAUAUAUACUUAUAUAUCAUAACUUAUGUUCGUGUUAAUUUUCAUUGUCUUUUGAAAUAAAACUAAAAAAAGUACAUA